Numida meleagris (helmeted guineafowl) is the source of this 1149-nucleotide messenger RNA. It is a transcript of the gene MTRES1, whose product is annotated as chromosome 3 C6orf203 homolog. The coding region runs from base 167 to 850 and encodes 227 amino acids. Lineage: Eukaryota; Metazoa; Chordata; Aves; Galliformes; Numididae. The record is from RefSeq and is a predicted model, not a curated record. The transcript has 4 exons.
CGCAACGGGGCAGCGCGGCGCCAAGGCCGCGGGGCGGAGGAAAGCGCGAGGCCGCCGUGACCCCCAGCGGCGGGACGGGCUGCGGCCGGGUCUGGGCUGCGCGGCCUCCGCGGGGACAGCGGCCGAGGACGGCCGUCAGCGGCGGGGCCUGGGCCAAGGGUGUACUAUGACUGGCUUCAGGCUCCCCAUCACUGCGUUUAGAAAAUUGAAUGUCUGGGUUGGACUGUGGGAGAAAUUCCCCUCUAAUAAACUGUUUCCCUCUUGGAGAAGAAGCGUAUUCUGUAGCUGUCAAGCAAGCACAAUAAAUGACCGAAGAUGGUUUUGCUUUUCCCCAGUAAAACUCUGCGCACUAAGACUUUCUCCAGAGUAUAUCUCAGUACUCUCUCUGCGGAACAAAAGUAGCAAAAGCUCUAAAAGGAACAGACAAACUGUACAGGAGGAGGAGGAGGAGGAGGAGGAGGCAGAUGAACAAGAAAGUGAUUUGGAAGAUGAAUUGGAAAAUGACCCCAACGUAGUAAAAGAUUACAAAGAUCUUGAAAAAGUAGUGCAGUCUCUGCGAUAUGACGUGGUCAUGAAAGCUGGCUUAGACAUUGCAAGAAAUAAAGUAGAAGAUGCAUUCUACAAUAACGAACUCAGGCUGAAUGGAGAAAAACUAUGGAAGAAAAGUAGAACUGUGAAAAUUGGUGACACACUGGAUCUCUUAAUAGGUGAAGAUAAAGAAACGGGAACUGCUGUAGUGAUGCGGGUAGUCUUAAAAAAAGUAUCUAACAAGACUGAGAGCGAAAAAUACAAAGUAAUUUUGAGACGCUGGAAAAACCUGAAGGUGCCCAAACAGGAUGUACUGAAGUAGCAGGGGGUUCAUGUGGCAGCAUGAGAUUUUUUUUUUUUUUGCAGAAAACCGUAUCGUUUGUUGUUAAAGGUGAAUUUUGGUUAAACAAAAUGAUGGUACCCUUUUUAAGGGCUUGUGUUAGAAAUAUCUCCCUCUGCCAUAUGCAUCAGUGCUCCUGUGAUAAACGCCUGUCACUUCUUGCAGUUAGUUUUGUUUCAUGAUACUGUGGGAUAAAAUGCUCAACCUUCAUAUUUCCAGGCAAUUUCCUUACAGAUGUUAUAUAUAAUGACUUAAUAAAGAUGAAUUUGAUCACUGUUUAA